AUGAGCUUGGACGGCUCAGACUCGGGCUCCGUGACCGAUAUGCUGCAGCGGCAGCAAAAUCGCCUCAUAAAUCUGCUCAACAUACGGAAGCCACGUACGCCUGAGCCGCAGAAUCAGCGCGAUGCGCUCAUGCAAGCCAAGAGGAUGUCACCCUCCCCCGCCUCCUUGCAUAGCGAAGAUCGGGUGCGCAAACUCGAAGAGCUGCGCGCCUUCGAGCGCCUGGUCAAUAUGCGGCGGCGCAUGUCAGCUGCGAAUGCCGCCGACAUCGAGACGCCCGAGCAGCGAUCGCGCUACGGCGAAUGGGACGUAUACCAUGUCGAAUCGGAGCCGUGGGCCCAGAUUAGCGACAUUGCCACGGUCAGUAGGGCGGCCUCCUACGACGAGCAAAAGAUCGCCAAGUUCUUCGGUACCGAGUGGCGCUUCCGCGCGCGCAUUCAUGCCAUGCGACACAUGAGCUCGCACCUGGCCUUUGUCGUGCUUCGCGAGCACGGCGUGACGCUGCAGGCCGUGCUCUCCGAGAACGGCACGGGUAUCACGCCCCACAUGAUGCACUGGGUCAUGCGCCUGCCCACCGAGUCGCUCGUGCUCGUGCGCGGCACGCUCGAAAAGCCGCGCGACAUGAUCACCGGUUGCGACAUUGCGCACCUCGAGCUGCACCUGACGCAUGUGCACCUCGUGUCCUCCAUCACGGAUCGCCUUCCUUUCACGCCCUAUGCGGCCGAGCGCGCCGUAUCAAGCCACCUCGAGGAGCACCGGGACAUGGACGAGACGGUCCCCCAGUCCUCUGCCAGCGUUCACUCUGAUUCACAAAAGAGCCUCACACAAUCGAGUCAUAUGCCGGUCAUUACGCAGCGCACGCGUCUUUCGAAUCGACUGAUUGAUCUGCGCACGCCGACAAUGCAGGCUGUCAUCCUCAUCCCCUCGAUCAUUUGCCACGAGUUCCGCCAAUACCUCAGUAAGCACGAGUUUAUCGAGAUUCAUACACCCAAGCUGCAAGGCGGUGCCUCGGAAUCAGGUGCCAGCGUCUUUGACGUGGCAUACUUUGGCCGCUCCGCCUUUUUGGCGCAAAGUCCUCAGCUGUACAAGCAAAUGUGCAUUGCCGCCGAUAUGCGGCGCGUCUUUGAAAUCGGUCCCGUCUUCCGUGCUGAAAACUCAAACACCGCGCGGCACUUGACCGAGUACACGGGUCUUGACCUCGAAAUGGAAAUCAAUCACUACUACGAUGCCAUGUCACUGAUCGACGGUAUGCUCAAGCACAUCUUCACCGUGCUGCGCGAUAAGUACGGCCAUGUCCUGCAGGUCAUUCGCCGACACUUCCCCAGCACGGACCUGCAGUGGCUCGAGCGCACGCUGGUCCUGCCUUUCUGGGAAGGCGUGCGUCUCCUGAAAGAGGACGGCUAUCGCGAGGAAGACGGCAGCGAGCCGAGUCCGUUCGAGGAUUUGCACACGCGCGCUGAAAUUCGACUCGGCGAGAUUGUCAAGCGCAUCUACGGCACCGACUACUACAUUCUCGACAAGUUCCCACGCAAUGCGCGUCCCUUUUACACAUUGCCAGACCCAGUCAACACGCGCUAUACCAACUCGUUUGAUAUUUUCGUGCGUGGCCAGGAAAUUUGCACGGGUGGCCAGCGCAUUCACAGCGCCGACAUGCUCGAAGACAAUAUCCGGCGCCUACAUAUGGACGCAUCGAGUCUCGAAGAGUACCUGCAAGGCUUUCGGCUCGGUGCGCCGCCGCAUGCCGGAUGCGGUAUUGGUCUCGAGCGCCUUGUUAUGCUGUACUUGAAUCUGGACGACAUUCGCCUGGCCUCGCUCUUUUACCGUGAUCCCAAGAGCUUCCCGGCCAAGCUCAAGCAGGAACUGCGCCACCCCGACGCUGGCACGAAUCCGCCGCCAUGGGUGCAGUACGACAGGCCGCACAUGCUGCAGCCGCUCGAGUCGCUCAUUGCCAACUAUGGCGACUCGACCAACACGUCCUGGCUCGACGACCGCGUCCAGGUGUGGCGCGACACAGAAACGGGCGCUGCCGUCGGCUAUGCGCCAGGCAAGCACUAUGUCAUGAUCAUCGGUAACCCGCUGUGUGAUACUUCGCAGUACCAGAGAAUCAUUGAUCGUUUCCUCUCCUUCUGCCAUACCCAGCUACAAGCCAAGCCUGUGUGGCUCAUGGUGUGUAAAGCCGUCGAAACCAUUCUGGGCGACCGCUACGGCUGGUGCACGCUCACAUGCACGGAUGACCAGCGCAUUCCCGACGUGCGAAAGAAUCCCGCGAAGCAGGACCACGAAAUUGAACGCAAGAUGCGCCACGCCAGCAAAGUCGGUGUCACGAUCCAGUCGUUGGCGUAUCACGAGCGUGUACCGAUCGAGCUGCAGCAAGAGUGCGACAAGAGUAUCCAGGCGUGGAUGGCGCAGCGCAGAGGCGUUCAGGUGCAUCUGACGUCGGUGCGUCCGUGGGUCGACCAGGAGCACCGCCAAUACUUCUUUGCACGCGACGCCAACAACGACCUGUGCUGUCUCGUCGUGCUGGCUCAGCUGUCGCCCGAGCAUGGUGUACAGGUCAAGUGGGCCAUCAGCUUCCCCAAUGCACCCAACGGUGCGAUCGAAAUGACCAUCCUGCACGCCCUCGACACGGUCGGCUCGGGCUCCGCCACCUUUGGCACCGCCGCCUCGCCCAAGGUCGAGGCCGUGCACGGCCUCAGUGGCCUCGCCUUCAAGAUUCUCUCGCGUGUCUACAACGGCGUUGCAGAACGCGCACACCUGCAAAACAAGGGCGAUUUCCGCGAAAAGCUCGGUACGAUGCGCGAUCCGACCUACAUCUGCUACCCCAAGGGCGGCAUGUCCAUGUCGGCCGUGCGAGAGCUCAUGCACUUUUUCCGUGAAUAG
This is a messenger RNA of Malassezia restricta, 2877 nucleotides long. Its product is annotated as aspartyl-tRNA synthetase. Gene Ontology annotation, cellular component: cytoplasm; aminoacyl-tRNA synthetase multienzyme complex; cytosol. Lineage: Eukaryota; Fungi; Basidiomycota; Malasseziomycetes; Malasseziales; Malasseziaceae. The record is from RefSeq and is a predicted model, not a curated record. Gene Ontology annotation, molecular function: aspartate-tRNA ligase activity; ATP binding; RNA binding. The coding region runs from base 1 to 2877 and encodes 958 amino acids. The transcript has a single exon. Gene Ontology annotation, biological process: aspartyl-tRNA aminoacylation.